UGAGAACAAAGCAGAACUAUUGAAAACAAACUGAAACCAAGACUAUGCUUAUUUCAUUUGGUUUAAACCAUCGUAUUACGCGAAAUGUAACUGGGUAAAUUGACCGUCUGCAUUUAUCGCAGAAGAGCUGGGUGAUUACAAGGAAUGUUUUCAUCUUGAACUCUCGUUGUUCGCAGAACAACAUGGAAGAAAUAAUGCCCCAGUGGGUUAUGGGGAAGAUUUGUGAGAAAAGCCUGCUAGCAAUCCUAUUUAAUGAACGAAGAAUCAAACAUGCAACACUUAUGUACUAAAAUAAUCCCUACGUAAACGAAAACAUUGUUUAUGUGUAAUAAAAAUUUCUUUACAGGGAAAAGAUUGAAUGAAUUCCGAUGGGUCGCAAACACUACAACGCAGGAGGUUGCACGUUAGGGUUGAGUUUGAGCUCUUCUUUUGGCCCAACGCGUUGAGUUCGUUGUAAAAAUUAACCUCCCACCAAAAAUGGGUUGUACAUUACCUACCAGUCGGUUGUUCGGCAGGCACGGGUGUCGGUAUCCGGCCGCAUCACUCGAAGAUGGGAGGACCCAUCGUCGAAAUUGAGAAUAGCAUCAUCAGCAACUACGGAGCAAUAGCAAUAGCAUUUACCAGGCAGAAAAAGUGCGUUUUUGUUAACGCACGUUGCUCAGUAAAGGUGAAACCCUAAUCUAUACUGAUUCUAUUUCAAGCAACACAAACAUUAAUAGUUCGAUAAAACCAAUAAAAACACAAACACAAAACCAUGUAUUAUGUACUCGAAAAAGUUGAAGAAAUGUUUUCUGUGCGGCCAUGGGGGGGGAGGGGUGCAUUAUGCCUACAAGUGAAGCAUGGUUCAAAUUGUUCAUGAACAACUGACAUCAAUUCUUAUCCGAGUGUGGACCUACGAACGUAUGGGCAUCCUACACAAAAUUAUUAUCUAUACUUGCUGCUAUGGUAGAAAACUGGAAACAAUGUACUCAUGGUCGAGCGAUAGGACAUUAAAGGUUUGAAUGCAUACCUUCUCUACAAAGCAAUUUUAAAAUUGAACGAAGGAAUAAAGAGUAUGUCUUUAAACAUAUACAGAACAGAACCAAAAAUCAACUACAUUGAACUUGCUGCUCUAUAAAAGCACAUUCUUCAUGCCAUCCUCGUUGUAUUCUAUGUUUUCGAAUGGAUUAUUUAUGUAAUAUCCUAUGUGGUUCCCAUUGGAUUGCAUUUAUUUCGCACUGCACAGCAUGAGUUGCGUAAAAAUAUUUACGAUGCCGGUGCACGUGGGCGAUGUGAAGUUGCAUUGCGCAAAAUAGACGUUUCGAGUAUCGCUUUGGCCGUGCUGCGCCCAAUAUUUUCUAUUUUGUGAAUAUUAUUUUCCUAAACUUAUCCUUUGCGAGAAUGUAUAUUUUUGAGUUGUGUUUCAUAUUCAUACACAAAUUUCAUGUCCUGGAUAUUUUCUACUUUUAGUAUGAAACUAUUUUCAACCAAUUGGCACGUUUGAUGUCUGAAAGCACAACAGUGUUGCCAGUAGAUUAUUACCAGUUUUGAUGUAUGACAUUUCGAAAGCACGUGUAGAUGUUCGAAUAUUCAAAAAGAAUUUUAUAAUUGUAACUAGAGUAGCAGUUGGACUCGUGCAUACCACUUUCAUGAAUGAAUAAAAGAAUCUACGUCAAUAUAAAGGAGUAAAAACCGAACUUUGAAUGAUUCAUUAACAUUUUUAUACCAAUCGUGAAUGAUAUCCUCAAAUUUAUGUUAUUUAUCGUUUGCUAUUUAGUUCGCAAGGUAACUGAAACGUGGGCCUCAGCCGUGGCUAUAACAUUUCUUCUUCUAGUCUUCACAACUACAAUCGACACAUCAUCUGCUUUAAGCUACCGAGGCUACAAACAAGAGAUGAAGGAGCAACCAGACGAUGUACUAAUAGAUCUUAUUGCACGAUACGGCCAUACAAUGCUGAGAGCUAAAGAUGAGCUAGAAAACUCUAAGCGAACCGUUGACUUUGGGCUGUCCCGCGGAUAUUCAGGUGCACAAGAAGCAAAGCAUCGAAUGGCAAUGGCAGUUGCCAACUUUGCCGGUGGCCCCGGGAGGAAACGAAGGUUUGAGGGAAUCAUGCUGUAAAUUGGAACACUGAAGCGAGCCUAACGAUUUCUGUCAUGUUAUCAUGAAUAAGUGCAAUAUUGAGUAACGGAAAACCGACGAAAUGAGCCUCACAACACAAUCAAUUCGAGCAAUACAACCGCUUUUUGUCUUCUGUCUAAUGUUGAACGUAGAGUUUAAAUAAAUUAAUGCCAGUUUUGAUAGAAAUGUAUCAAUGA
Messenger RNA from Anopheles coustani, 2294 nucleotides. It is a transcript of the gene Dh31, whose product is annotated as diuretic hormone class 2. Lineage: Eukaryota; Metazoa; Arthropoda; Insecta; Diptera; Culicidae. Bases 1732 to 2097 code for a protein of 121 amino acids. Gene Ontology annotation, biological process: body fluid secretion. The transcript has 4 exons. Gene Ontology annotation, molecular function: G protein-coupled receptor binding; diuretic hormone activity. The record is from RefSeq and is a predicted model, not a curated record.